CCCCUCCCUGGCCCCCAUCGAGGGGGGGCGGGGGGAGCUGGUGGGGGGAGGGGCGCUGCUGCUCUACCGCUGCCCCCCCCGGCCGCGCCCCCUCCCCCACCGCCCUGCGCCGCUGCGGCCCCGACGGAGCCUGGGACCCCCCUGCCCAGGGGGGGGGCGGGACCCCCCCGCUGCCAAGCCGUGUGGUGCCCGGGCCCGCUGGAGUUCGAGCACGGCUGGUUCUACCCGCGGGGGGGGCGGCACCCCCCGGGCUCGGUGCUGCGCUACGGCUGCGCGGGGGGCUUCACCCUGAGGGGACCCCCCGAGCGGCGCUGCGGGAACGGGGGGCGCUGGGAGGGGCCCGACCCCGUCUGCGACGAUGGAUCCGGUGACUGCCCCGCCCCGCCAGUGCCUCCGGGGGGGUCCAUGGAGGGGUCCCGGGCCCGCUUCUCCGUGGAGGGCGUGGUUCGGUUCCGGUGCCGCCCGGGGCUGCAGCUCGUGGGCUCGGCCGAGCGCCGCUGCCUCGAGGGGGGGGCGUGGAGCGGCACCGAGCCCCGGUGCCGGGACCCAAAUUCCUUCGACACCCCCCGAGGACGCGGCCGAGGCGUUCCUGGCGUCCCUGACCCAAACCGUGGAGGCGGCCGAGGCCAACCGGAGCCAGGAGGCCACGGCCAAGCGGAAGAUCCGCCUGGAGGGGGGAGGGGCGCUGAACGUGUUCCUGCUGCUGGACGCGUCGCGCAGCGUGAACGCGCAGGACUAGAGAACGCGCGCGGGGCGCUGGGCGAGCUGGUGGAGAAGGUGCGAGCCCCCAAAAAACCCCGAAAUCACCCCAAAACCAGCCCGGAAACCCCAAAAAAAAACCCGAAAUCACCCCAAAAACACCCCGGAAAACCCCGAAAUCACCCCAAAAACACCCGGAAAACCCCGAAAUCACCCCAAAAACACCUCGGAAAACCCCAAAAAAACCCCGAAAUCACCCCAAAAACACCCCGGAAAACCCCAAAAUCACCCGGAAAACCCAAAAUCACCCGGAAAACCCCAAAAAACCCCAAAAUCACCCCAAAAACACCCCAGAAAACCCAAAAAAAACCCCAAAAACACCCCAAAAACACCUCAGAAAACCCCAAAAAACCCCGAAAUCACCCCAAAAACACCCCGGAAAACCCCCAAAAAACCCCAAAAUCACCCGAAAACCCCAAAAAACCUCAAAAUCACCCCAAAAACACCCCGGAAAACCCAAAAAAACCCCAAAUAACCCCAAAACCACCUGAAAAACCCCGAAAUCACCCCAAAAACACCCCGGAAAACCCCAAUAAACCCCAAAAAUCACCCCAAAAACACCCCGGAAAACCCCAAAAAACCCCGAAAUCACCCCCAAAACACCUCGGAAAACCCCAAAAAACCUCAAAAUCACCCCAAAAAUACCCCGGAAAACCCCAAAAAACCCCGAAAUAACCCCAAAAACACCCC
Haemorhous mexicanus (house finch) is the source of this 1449-nucleotide messenger RNA. It is a transcript of the gene C2, whose product is annotated as complement C2. Gene Ontology annotation, molecular function: serine-type endopeptidase activity. Gene Ontology annotation, biological process: complement activation. NCBI's taxonomy places the organism in Eukaryota, Metazoa, Chordata, Aves, Passeriformes, Fringillidae. Gene Ontology annotation, cellular component: extracellular region. The record is from RefSeq and is a predicted model, not a curated record.